UUUUUUUUAUCUUCUUUGUACCUUUCCUUUUGUUUCUUCCCUACACUUGGAGGAGCAAUAAUGGCAAGCAAUGGUGCAUGUGAUACGAUGCGAGUCUUCCUGUUGGCUGUUGGCUGUUGGUUAGUAAUUUUUAGUAAUGUACUGGAGUAUGUAGAAUGCAAUUUUGAUGCUGAAUAACAGUAGUUUGUAGCUGGAUAUUUGCAGUGCAGAGUAACUUCUUUUUUUCCCUAAGGUGCACAAGUAUAAUUUGUGGGCUCAAUUGAGGCGGCCUGAUCUUCGGGCCUGAAUUUUUGGAUUGAGGCAUGCAGGCUUCGGCCGUGCUGGAGACGCCUUUUUGAAAUUCUCGGCGGAACUCGACCUGACACAAAACAAGGGGAUUGCGUGGGCUGCACUUGUUCAGGGGUCAAGUCACGUGGCUCAGCAUAAGCCCGACCCACAACCAUUUUAACAGAGUCGUACUUAUGCCGUAGUCCUAUAUUUAAAUACGAACCAAAAAUUAGACGAAAUCAUUACAAAGAUGAUUGAUUACCAAUUAGUUAGAAACUUGUUUUUGAUAAAAUAAAAUGACAAGAUAAAUGAUCCAAAAUGAAAAUAGAAAAAGGAGUGGGGACUAGGGAGAAUAAGAAUACUUAAAGAAGGGAUAAAACUUAAAAGCUCAAAAGCAAAUUAAGAGAAAGGAGAGAUCAAGAAUUGGGGAUAUCCGGAGCAUAUUACUGUGUCACUGACUCACUGUGAACUUGUUAAGUGCUACCAUACAAGCCUGGCUUAAUUUGUUGAUCAAGUAUUACGCUAUGGAAUCUCGUGCCAACCAUAACCAGGUAUCUCAUUGUCCUAACAAAUGCUUAAGCUGUGUUCAGUGGUUACCUCUAUUCAAGAAGAAAAAGCAGAAUUCAAUCGAAAAGUUUCAAAAUCAUGACAUUAUUGUAUAUGUUCUCGGUGGUCCUGGGUGUGGAAAAGGAACCCAAUGUUCUAAAAUUGUAGAAGACUUUGGUUUUAUUCAUCUCAGUGCUGGAGAACUCCUUGAAACAGAAGUCAAAACCGGAUCUGAAACCGGAAAAAUGAUUCAGGAAUUCAAGAAGGAAGGAAAACUGGUGCCAUCUGAGGUGGUUGUCAAGCUUCUGAAACAGGCCAUGCAGAGAAGUGGUAACAGAAAAUUUCUUAUUGAUGGCUUCCCGCGCAAUGAAGAAAACCGUCUGACAGCUGAGAAAAUGUUGGGAAUACAGCCAACAAUAGUGUUAGUGUUUGAUUGUUCAGAAGAGGAAAUGAUCAGGCGUGUUAUGCAGAGAAAUCAGGGAAGGGUUGAUGAUAACAUGGACACGAUAAGGAAACGCCUUAAAGUUUACAAAGAAUCAACACUGCCUGUGAUUGAUUACUACGCCAAAAAGGGGAAGGCCCGAAAGAUAAAUGCUGAGAGACCCGUUGAAGAAGUGUUCAGGUCAGUAGAGGCUGUCUUUUCUGAACUUGGAUUAGUGAAGCGCGGGAAAACAAUAGUUUAGUGUAGGGGACAUAUUUUGAGUUCUUUUGUGUUGUAUACUUGAUUCAUAUGCUUUCGUGUUCUUUUUUACUUUUAUUCAAUACGGUGUCAAUUCCCAACAAUAGAAACAAAUAGGGACAGAGGGAGUAGUAGUACUAUACUGAGAUGACGAACAUGCAAAGGAGGAUAUCUUGUUUUGUUAUCAUGAUUCCAUGUACUCCAUAUAUUAUAUAUAGGUCAGUUGAACAUAUUUUAAAUCUCA
Messenger RNA from Spinacia oleracea (spinach), 1736 nucleotides. Its product is annotated as UMP-CMP kinase 3. Gene Ontology annotation, biological process: pyrimidine nucleotide biosynthetic process; 'de novo' pyrimidine nucleobase biosynthetic process. Bases 792 to 1496 code for a protein of 234 amino acids. Gene Ontology annotation, molecular function: ATP binding. NCBI's taxonomy places the organism in Eukaryota, Viridiplantae, Streptophyta, Magnoliopsida, Caryophyllales, Amaranthaceae. The record is from RefSeq and is a predicted model, not a curated record. The transcript is spliced from 9 exons.